This is a messenger RNA of Varroa destructor (honeybee mite), 2038 nucleotides long. Its product is annotated as polyisoprenoid diphosphate/phosphate phosphohydrolase PLPP6-like. Gene Ontology annotation, molecular function: sphingosine-1-phosphate phosphatase activity. Lineage: Eukaryota; Metazoa; Arthropoda; Arachnida; Mesostigmata; Varroidae. The record is from RefSeq and is a predicted model, not a curated record.
AGUGAUAGACCCAAAAGAAGUCUGACCUCGGGAGUGUGUCAAUCCAUCUAGUGAUAUCAAUGGUAUAUUCACGAGCCGAAAAAGAGAGCGAAGGUGUGUGAGACAUAUAGGGCAUAGCAGCAAUGAGCGACUGAGUGAAAGCUAACUGACGACUGGCAAGGAAUAAGCGUGGCAAUAUCGUAGAUAGGCGAAAAUCAAAUGGAAACUGUACCUAGCGUAAAGAAAAAUGACUUCCUUGGAUAUCGAUCAGGCUAAGAAGGACUUCCUUCCGCCUGAGGGCUGGAAACGAAAUCCAAUUCUGCUGCAGCUGAAGAAACUUGAUGAGGCCCUCACGUAUAAGUUGGCUCUUGCCUUUACUGAGGAUUCACUACUUGGUCAUCUGCAGUACAAACUUCGCAUGUUUGAGUACUCUGCCCAUACACUGAUGUGCUUUGCCUUGGCACUCUUCUUCUGGUACAUGAGCAUCUCGAUGGCUUCGAAAACUCUCUUCACGAAUAUUAUCCUUGCCAUGCUGAUUGACGUCCUUGUAAUUGCAUUUGUGAAGGCUGCGUGCCGUCGGCGUAGGCCUGGGGUAACCCGCCAGCAGUACGAAGUGAAUCCUUCUUCAACAAACCUUAGCUUCCCGUCUGGCUUCGUAUCACGAGCAACGAUGAUUUUUUUAAUAAUUCUUUCGCAGGACUUCAUAGCAUUCGUUCCCAUCGCGUUCCUCACGUGGGCUGUGCUCAUGCUGCUCACAAAAAUCGCUCUGGGCAGGUUUUUUAUUUUUGAUGCAGUCGCCGGAGUGCCCAUUGGCUAUGCGGUAAAUUGGUUCAUUCAGGCUGUGUGGAUGGACGCGGCUGAUGUGGCCGCGCUAGAAGGAUUUUUCGCGGGACAGUUCAACGACGAAUGAGCCGGCCUUUUUCCGUUAACGAAUGUUGUUGUAUGCAUAAAUAUAGCGCCUAUGAAGUAAGAUGUGAGUAAACAAAGAUCUGAGCCUUGCCGAUAUAGCUUAGGUUGCGUCUAUACAGGCCCAAAGAUAAGCCUACUUAACUCAUGAAUAACGUACUUUCUGUAUAAGGCUGUAAGUUAUAUGCUUAGGUCAGUAACCUUAACGUUCAAAUUUUCAUUACCAUCAAUCAAUUUGGUGUAAGGAAGCGUGUAAUAAUGGUUUGGUUGGUAAUAAUGGCACAUAAUGCUAAGGAGAGGAUUGUAUAGAACUAAUGCUUGAAACAAUCGAAACUUCGUAGCGUUUUACCAAGCCCUCCAGGCCGACCGAGGCCUGAACUCUAAUAUUAAACGUCACUUUAAUACCAAUAAAGUAACGUGAGCAAUGAAACUUUUAUGCGUACAGCUUUUUCUACUCUGCGAUAAUUCAUAGUACAUUUUUCUGACACACUCAGUUAUCGCAUUGUUGUUAUGUGGAAAGCAACAAUUCGAAAUGUGCAUCUAAAACAACCUUCCGGUCGCUGCUACUCUGUCAGAGCUUUUCUUUCACUAUAGAAAAAACAAAUGGCUACUAUUAAAUUAAAAUUACUAUACACUCAUUGCCCAAACAGCGUAAAACAAGACGCAAGUAUUUUUAUUCACCGAGAUAAUAUAGUGGAACAAAAUAAAGGCUGUACGAAUUACCGAAUAAAAACACGUUUUUUAACUUUAACAGAGCAUACAAUAUAACCGGGUAGCAAAAUGUGUCGGUUCCAGCAAUGAGAGCUUUACGCGAAACUUGAGUGAGUAAGAACUAAAGAAACUGGUGCUGCCGAUGCCCCCUUCUGCAAUUAUGGAAAAAUUUCAAUCAGUUUGUAUGCGCUGUUUAUCGUUUGCAUCUGGAAUUUGAAGGUACGAUGUAGGCAAGAGUUAAUAUGGUAGCGAAAUUGGAAUACUUUGUCGAAUGAAGCGCUGCAGAUGCAAUCCUAGUUACCUUAAAUAAUGUUAUUUAUAUCCUAUAUAUUGGUACUAUACUUGUUCCCCUGGUCAACUUUUAAUAUAUCAGAUGUAAUGUUAGAGGGGUGUAUGGUCACUGAACGCGAAAUAAAUUUGUGAUGUUGAUAUAAUGUGGUCA